AUGGAUUCCAAAAACAAACAUACUAUGCAACAAAAGAAGUGUAUUCCCAAACAAAGCCAUACCAAAAUUUUGACAUCAAAAGAUGUGGUUGGGAAGACCACAUCUAGAGACAAAGUUACUAAACACCUGGAAGAAACAAAAUUGUUAAAAGGUCCUCAAGAAAUAGUAGAAUCCUCAAGCAAGAAAGAUCAACAGGCCAAAUUUUUAAUCUCUACUCAAGCUUUUUAUUUGCCACAGGAGGAGGAAUACCAUUUAUUUCAAGUUGGUGAAGGUACACUAGACAACUUCUAUGCACAUAUUGUGAAAAAGACUGGUGCCAAUUUAGGAUGUUUUUUUUUGCAAAACCAAGGUCUCUAUGUGACAGUCUCUGGUAAUCCAGAUACUGUCAGAAAAGCUCACAAAGAAAUUGUUGAAUGGUGUCGUGAACAAAGUUUGAGUAUGACUCUUAUCCCCAACGAACAACACUGGUUUUUUCUGGGCCAGACUGGAGAUGAAGUACUAGAUUUGGAACAAAAUGCUGCAAAGAAAAACAAGAGUAAGUGUUCACAUAGGGAGAAAGCCUGUGCUGGUAGCACUGACAAAAAACAAAUAAAGAAUAAGAACUCAUAUGGACACCUUUCUACAUCUGCCAAAAAACAUAAGGGUGUGAUACAGGGAUUAGAUAUGGAGAAAGCAUCUAGUUCCGUGACUGCUGAGCCACACAGUCAUGUAAGUGAUGUUGUUUUCCAGGAAACCGUGGUACACCUCUUAAUUCCAUUGUCGAAUAUCAAUGAGAUGGAUAUACAGUUUAUUGGAAGCAAGCCUGAAAUGGAUCCAUCACAGGACUGUAUAAAAGAGAUGCUUGAUAAGCCCCAAACACAAACUGAAUCUGGAGAUAUGGUGAAGAAAUGGCCUCAUGGAUUUUCCUCUAGUGUCAAGAAAAGUUUCUUAUACCAAAUCUUAGCAGAAUCUGAAGACUUAAUAGAGACCUCAUCCUCAGGAGGCACAUCAGAUUUGGAGACACAUGAUGGAGAGCCCAGUAGUACAGGGGAGGUAUUUAAUGAAGCUGAUUGGAAUACUAAAGAUUCCAUUAUUUCUGCCAUCUAUGCUCCUUCCUGGAUGCACAAACAUGUUAUUAGUAGUAAAAAUCAAUAUAUAAAUAAAAUAGCUGAGAAUGUGCCAAAGGUUCAUGUACACUUUACAGAUAAAGAUAACAUUAUCCUAAAAGGACCAGUAGAGGAUGUAAAUUAUGCUCAAGAACAGUUUCAGCUCGUUGUUAAGGACCUCAUGAAAAAAUUGGAUUAUGCCGAGAUAAAUAGUGACUGCAAAUUUCACAAGUACCUAAUAGAAAAUAGUAAAGAUAACAUAAGCAAAAUUUCAGAAAAACACCAAGUUUCUAUCAUUAUCUCCCCUGAAGCUGAAAAGAAUAACUUGAUCAGAAUUGAGGGUGGAUCUAUGGAUGUCCAAAAGGCGAAAAAAGAACUUCUAGAACUUGCUGCUAAUUCUUCAAAUGAGGACAUCCAAUUUAUUGUCAUUAAACACUACUUUCACAACCUAAUUUUUGGAAGAAAACGUGAAAGGCUUCAGGAAAUAUGUAAGAAAUUUCCAGAUGUUAUCAUCAGCUUCGAGGAGAAAAGUGAUUCCAUCCAACUGGUAGGGCCAAAACCUGAGUCAGAUAAAUGUAAACAGCAUAUGGAGAAAAUGUUGAAAGACAUUAAAGAAAACAACUAUUCCAUCAAUGUAUCUGUUUUGAAAAGGCUUCACAAAAGGAUAAUUGGAAAAAGAGGUUCAAAUAUCAAACGAAUCUCUGAGAUAAGCAACACCACUAUUUGUUUUCCAUCAGAAAGCAGCAGCUCAGAAGAUUUUGUAAUUACUGGAUAUCCUGAAAAUUGUGAAAUAGCUCAUGAGUGGAUUCUUUCUAUUCAGAAAUAUAUCAAUGACACUACAGAAGAAGAAAUUUAUAUUCCUUCUAGUAUACAUAAAGCACUUAUGAAUUCCAAAAAGUCUUUGAUUACCCCAAUCAUGCAUGAAGGUGACAAGUUUGAUAUACAUUUUCCGAGAAGCAACACCGACAUUCAAAAAGUGAUUAUCAAAGGCUCUGUAGAAACUGUGGAAAUGGCCAAGAGGAAGCUUCUUUACCUAGUAGAAGAAGAAAAAGCAAAGAGUUACUCCAUGUCUGUUCAUGUCAAAUCACAGUAUCAUCAAUUCCUCCUGAAUAAAAAUGGUAGCAAUGUUCCCACAGUCUGUGAGAAGACAGGGGCACGCAUUGUUUUGCCUACCACUACGGAUGAGGAUCAAGAAUUGGUAAAGAUCACAGGAAGAGAGGAAGCUGUUAAAAAUGUAAAAAAGGAGCUUGACAUUUUAUUGAAAGACUUAGAGACUGUAGAAGAAGACAGUGUUGUGAUAAGUUGUAAGUUCCACCAUUACUUUGUCUUGAGAAAGAACCAGUUAUUACGAGAAAUGAAUGAGGAGUAUGGAGGCCUGGCCAUUGCCUUUUCACAUAUAGGACAACACAUUGCAAAAAUAACAGUAAAAGGGGCAAAGCCUUGUGUUCAUGCAGCAAAAAAACACAUUCAGGAUCUGUUUAAACCAUUUGGUUCCAAAGUUUCAACGAAAUAUACCCCAAAAGACCCAUCCUUUCAUUAUGGGAUCAAUAUAUUCACACGAUUACCAGAUUACUGCAGAUAA
This is a messenger RNA of Jaculus jaculus (lesser Egyptian jerboa), 2667 nucleotides long. RefSeq names its product vigilin-like. The record is from RefSeq and is a predicted model, not a curated record. Gene Ontology annotation, molecular function: mRNA binding. Bases 1 to 2667 code for a protein of 888 amino acids. The transcript has a single exon. Gene Ontology annotation, cellular component: nucleus; cytoplasm. NCBI's taxonomy places the organism in Eukaryota, Metazoa, Chordata, Mammalia, Rodentia, Dipodidae.